AUGAAGUUGGUAAGGUUUUUGAUGAACCUUCCUCAAGCAACUAAUGAGCCUAUUACAGUUGAACUUAAGAAUGGAAAUACCGUAAGUGGCCAGUUACUCAACUGCAAUCCAUCUAUGAACUUACUGUUGAAAAAUGUCAAGUUAGUACAACCAUAUCAAGACUCACAGUUGCUACAAUACAUUAACAUUCGAGGGAAUCAGAUUCGACAGAUUCUUUUACCGGAUGACAUUAAUAUCGACUCCAUCUUGGCGAAGAGCGCGUUUAAGUUGAAGGGAAAUGGGGCUGGACCUGGUGCCAAAGUUGAUACUCGAAGACCAAAGCCAUUUAAGGGCCGUGGUGGUGGUUCUAUGGGGGGUCGGAAAAGAGCUUUAUAA
This is a messenger RNA of Lizanozyma spartinae, 375 nucleotides long. RefSeq names its product mRNA splicing protein. Gene Ontology annotation, molecular function: RNA binding. The coding region runs from base 1 to 375 and encodes 124 amino acids. Gene Ontology annotation, biological process: spliceosomal snRNP assembly; RNA processing. Gene Ontology annotation, cellular component: U2 snRNP; U5 snRNP; pICln-Sm protein complex. The record is from RefSeq and is a predicted model, not a curated record. NCBI's taxonomy places the organism in Eukaryota, Fungi, Ascomycota, Pichiomycetes, Serinales, Debaryomycetaceae. The transcript has a single exon.